CCGUGUUCAAAUUUAGGAAGCAAAAUUAAGAAGUCGUCAGAAAAAGUAGUAGUAGCCUUAAUGGUCGGCGUUGCGCCCCCCUGGCGAAAUGUGGUAGAAGACCAUUCAGAGGGCGAGUCAUCCUGCAGGAAUCAGGAAGCGACGUCCCCAACUAAUUCCUCGCUAAAUGAACGUGAACAGUGAACGGCUCGACAUGUCCGCUUCUGAUGCACAAACAGAGUUGAGGCUGGUGGUGCUGGGCCGCACCGGGACAGGAGGGCGGUCAACGGUCUGCAGCAUCUUGGGCCUCCCUGACGACCAUCAGGGGGAAGACAACCAAGAGUGUAGUAAACGCAGAGGGGAAACUGCAGGCAGACCGGUGCUGGUUGUCUCCAGUCCAGACUGGUUCAGUUCAGACUGCGAUGCAGACGCAAGAAGAAGACACAUCUCCUCCUUGAUCACUUUAUCCAGCCCGGGGCCGCAUGCUUUUUUGUUGUGUGUCCCUGUGAACCAGCCAGCCGAUGGAGAGACCAAAGCACUUGAUGUCCUAGAGAAGCUGUUAGGUCCCUCUGCCGUCACCAGAAACACCAUCAUCCUCUUCACCAACAUGGACGAGCUGGAUGAGGACGAGAGGUUGGAGGAUUACCUCCUGACGUGGCGCAAGGACCUCCGUAUGCUGCUGGAAAGAUGCGGCGGUCGAUAUUACGCCUUGGAGACCCACAGCGGAGAACAGGAGGAGAGCAAAGCUGUUGAGGAGAUGCUGGAGAAAGUUGAACAGGCAGUGAAAGAGAGCGAGGCUCAGCACUUCAGCUGCCCUCUGUACCAGGAGGUUAGUCAACAAGUGAGGAAGAGGCAGGUUGAAAUAGUGAGACAGAGGAGGGAGGAAGCACAUGGGGGGCCUUCAUCAAUUGCGGACUCAGAGGUGACUGAUCAAGACAUGGAGGAAGUCCUGGAAGAGGCAGAAAGGAGCAUAGGAGACUUAGAUUUGGACCUACAUGAAUUUUUACCCUCUUCCAUGAUCUCACCUUCCUCUCCUGCUGCCUCUUCUCUCGGAGCCUUCUGGGAGAAGUUGCUGGGAUGGUUGAAGUGGCUGCCCGCUAUGGUGAGAAGGGAGGCGUUGCUCGGCGCUCUGGUCGGGCUCUUUGUUGGUGGGCCCAUUGGAGGCGUGCUGGGUGCCACUGUGGGCUCUGUGGCUACCGAAGUGACCAGGAGAAAAACACACAAAAGCAAAUAAUAUAUAGGAUUAUAAAUAUAUUAUAUUUAUGGAGUAUAUGAUGCCAAAAUAAUGUAUUAGGCCUUACAUUGUACCUUAAAGUCCUUUCACUGUUUCAGCAUACACAAAUGUAUUACUAAGCUCAGCAGCUGACACGACCCGUUGCAGCAUGGAAACCAGCUUCUAAUGACAACACUGUAUGAUGUCAUUGCUGUUUUUAACCGUGAUAAAAGCCGUUAAUAAAAGCA
Phycodurus eques (leafy seadragon) is the source of this 1440-nucleotide messenger RNA. RefSeq lists its product as uncharacterized. Gene Ontology annotation, molecular function: GTP binding. The transcript is spliced from 3 exons. Bases 167 to 1213 code for a protein of 348 amino acids. NCBI's taxonomy places the organism in Eukaryota, Metazoa, Chordata, Actinopteri, Syngnathiformes, Syngnathidae. The record is from RefSeq and is a predicted model, not a curated record.